AUGCCCCACUUCCACAAGGACUGGCAGCGUCGCGUACGCACGCACUUUGACCAGGCUGGCAAGAAGGCUUCCCGCCGUACUGCCCGUCAGGCCAAGGCCGCUGCUCUGGCUCCCCGCCCCGUCGACAAGCUCCGUCCCAUUGUCCGAUGCCCUACCAUCAAGUACAACCGCAAGGUCCGCACCGGCCGCGGUUUCACUCUGACUGAGCUCAAGGUACGAAAUACACCAGCAAGCCCGCAAAUCGCCAUCCAUUCUCUCGCGCAACCCCAACCAACGACGAAAGAUUCCGAGUGCUGGCAAGAAACUGCUCGCCAUACGACGGAUGACAAUCUUGAACUCGAGUGGGAUAGCGAGGCUGGUAUUGCCCGUCCCCUCGCUCCCACCAUCGGUAUCGCCGUCGACUUCCGCCGCCAGAACCUUUCCGAGGAGUCCCUGGCUCUCAACGUCGCCCGCCUGAAGGCCUACAAGGAGCGCCUCAUCCUGCUUCCCCGCAAGUCCAACGCCCCCAAGAAGGGCGACACCAAGACGGACCUCUCCAAGGUCAACACGGCCGCCACCGUCGCCUCCGUCCUCCCCGUCACCCCCACCGACCUCGGCGUCAAGGAGAUCAAGAAGGGCGACAUGCCCGCCCCCGUCAAGGGCGGCGCCUACGUGGCCCUCCGCCAAGCCCGCUCCGCCAAGCGCUACCAGGGCGCCCGCGAGAAGCGUGCAAAGGACAAGGCCGAGGCAGACGGUGCGAAGAAAUAA
Molecule: messenger RNA, 747 nt
Organism: Beauveria bassiana ARSEF 2860
Lineage: Eukaryota; Fungi; Ascomycota; Sordariomycetes; Hypocreales; Cordycipitaceae
Product: 60S ribosomal protein L13
Exons: 4
Coding region: 1-747 (248 amino acids)
Biological process (GO): translation
Cellular component (GO): ribosome; cytosolic large ribosomal subunit
Molecular function (GO): RNA binding; structural constituent of ribosome
Source: RefSeq, a predicted model, not a curated record